Messenger RNA from Alternaria hordeiaustralica, 531 nucleotides. RefSeq lists its product as uncharacterized. NCBI's taxonomy places the organism in Eukaryota, Fungi, Ascomycota, Dothideomycetes, Pleosporales, Pleosporaceae. The transcript has a single exon. Bases 1 to 531 code for a protein of 176 amino acids. The record is from RefSeq and is a predicted model, not a curated record.
AUGAAGUGCCAGCUUCUCUCCACCUCGCUCCUCCUGAGCCUCGUCCUCGCUGCACCACUCGCAGAGCCAACCAACAACAUACAGCGAGCUGACAAGCAAUCCUGUUCAUCAAAGCCCCACCCAACUCUAGAAGACUUCCACAAGGCAGCAAAAAAUUGGUGCGACGACCACAUCCGCGCUGAUGCUCCCAACCCUACUCUCCAGCUCCCACCCGACCCUCAUAACAUGCCCAUCAUGCCGCCUCUCACCGCCGAUUACACCUUCAAGCUACCCAAUCCCGACAAGAAGAAGCCCGCCAUCUCUCUCCCUGUGACUUUUGAGAUUCGCGGGUGGGCGCCUAUCCAGCGGGAUUAUUGUUACCUUGGAUUCGGCAUGCCAAACGACUGGAACAAUGGGAGUGGGAAGGACGAGGAGCAGGAGCAGAUUGGUAAAGGUAACAUAUGUACGGGAUCAGGUGGGAAGACGUUGGUUCAGGGUUGGAAUCAGACUUAUUGGUGGAAUCAUCAUGGUGUUGUCUUUAAGGGAAAGUAG